GUCUCCGACGGAAGAUAUUCCAUGAAGGCCGUAGAACCAGUCGCUUAGCCUUGUACUUGCCAUACUCUCUCGUCAACCAUGGCGACUCUCACUGGCAAGCUCUUCUCGCCGUUAAGGCAGACAUAUCGCUACUUGCAAAAACAAGCACAUGAACAGCCCGUGAUCUUCUACUCCUGUGUACUCGGAGUGAUAGGACCCGUCAUGGUCGUUGUAGUGCCUCCCAUUCGGAAGAAGUUUGGUUGGAGAAAGCCGGAGGAAAUCCCUACUUCGUAUCCUAUCCCGAAUCGACCCCGGAGGCCGGUGCAAGGUUACGACGAUGAUCCCUGAGACUGAAGAAUGGCUUCAUCAUCGGUG
This is a messenger RNA of Somion occarium, 354 nucleotides long. Lineage: Eukaryota; Fungi; Basidiomycota; Agaricomycetes; Polyporales; Cerrenaceae. The record is from the annotation of a GenBank genome assembly.